CCCUCCCCUCCCCUCCCCUUCCCUUUCCUUCCCUUCCCUUCCCUUCCCUUCCCUAGAAAGAGAGACCUCCUCCUCACGCCGGCCACCGCAAAACACACAGCCACUACACAAACAAACAGACAAACAAGAUGUUCGCCGACGCCGGCUUCAGCUUCUCCGCCUACUCGCCGCCGGGGCCAGGCUACUCAUACUCCCCGCUCUUCUCCUCCUCCCCCUCCUCCUUCUCCUCCCCAUCUGCAUCCACCCACGCUGCUCCGCCGCCGCCACCUCUCCCUCUCCCUCUCCCUCUCCUGCACCACCAACAACAACAACAUCAAGCCGCCGCCGCCGCCGCCGCCAUGUACCACCACCUCGGAGACAUGGGGCAGCCAUCCCUGAUAUCAGAGUACGACCUGGGAGCAGAGGGGGACCUGUUCAAGGCUCCGGAGCCCAUAAUCGAGGAGCCGCUGCUGGCCCUCGACCCGGUAGCCGCCGCCAUCUCGAUGAUGUCCGGCGGGGACAACUCCAUGGACGACAGCAUCAAGGUCUCCGACAUGGGCCUGAGCGAGGUGCUGUACGAGUGCGAGAAGGAGCUCAUGGAGAAGUCGGCCAUCGAGGAGACCAUAUCCGAGCUGCUGGACGUCAAGAUCCCCAUGCUGCAGGUCGAGGACGUGCCCGGGGAGCUCAGGGCAUCAUCGUCGUCGACGGUUGCUGCUGCCGGCACCGGCGAGUGCUCGCUCCAGAAGAGCGUCAGCUCCGGGUGCCUCAACUCGGGCGACUGGAUGAACGGGUCGGCGGUGAGGCCCAACUUCCUCGACUUCCAAGGGCUCGACUUCGAGGCCGCCUUCGGGCUCCGGCGAGCCUACAGCGAGGGUGACAUUCAGCUUGGUGCCAACAACCCUCGACCUGGGAUCGCAGGAAAUGUGCAGGCAUCUGGUGAGAGGCUUGUGACCAUCAGUGACCUGAAAAGCGAGGAGAGGAAGCAGAAGCUCAACAGGUACAGGAAGAAGAAGAUCCAGAGGAACUUUGGCAGAAAGAUCAAGUAUGCUUGCAGGAAGGCUCUGGCAGACAGCCAGCCGAGGGUGCGAGGGAGGUUCGCCAAGAUGGACGACGGCGACAUGCUCAAGCCGAGGAAGUAGACGGGGCCAUGGAGGCCGCCGCCAAGCCGAUGAGGAUGGAAGACAAAGGUUGUUGCAAGGAGGGAAUUAAGCUGCUGCUGCUGCUGCUGAGAGCUGCUGCCAGCGGCUUUGUUGGCGUCUAGAAGCUUCUAGGUGAGGCGGCACCGCCUUCUAGGAUCAUGGCUGUUGUGCCACGCUGCGCCGCCCGUCGGAAUUCAUUUCAGUCGAUCCAUCAAAUCCGUUCCUUGGGGUGACAUUUUCUAUUUUCGCGUUCGUUUGUAGUAGUAGUAAUAAUAAUAUGAUGGUCCUCCUCCCUGUGGUGCAAGAGAGUGGAGAGCCCUCCCUAGCUUCUCUGUGUACAAAGGCUUGAACUUGAAGUUGGUACUAAAUAAAUAAAACCCAGGCCCCUCUCUUGUCA
Triticum aestivum (bread wheat) is the source of this 1515-nucleotide messenger RNA. RefSeq lists its product as uncharacterized. Gene Ontology annotation, cellular component: nucleus. Gene Ontology annotation, molecular function: DNA-binding transcription factor activity; protein binding. The record is from RefSeq and is a predicted model, not a curated record. Gene Ontology annotation, biological process: regulation of flower development. The transcript has 4 exons. The coding region runs from base 129 to 1118 and encodes 329 amino acids. Lineage: Eukaryota; Viridiplantae; Streptophyta; Magnoliopsida; Poales; Poaceae.